CCCCGAUUCCCCAACCUGGCACGCCCGUCGCAGCGGCUUUCAGUCCCCCCAGUGCAGAAGCGUUCCCCAGCGGCUGCAUCCCGGCGCUCAGCGCUCUCCGCCUACCUGGGUCCGCAGCACGUGUAGUGCAACUCAUCACUGGAACGCCUUUGCAUUAGCUGCAUCCUGGAAGAAGCUCUGUGAUGUGUGGGUCAUGAGUUUGCUCUGGCAGAUUGGACUCUUAACAAGGAACAGCUAGAUUUGAAGACGAGGAUGGAAGAGCCAGCACCAGUGGAAGGCCAGAGUCAGCUCCCAAGCCCCUACUACAGCUCCCUGAGGAAAGCCAUGGCAGCUGCUCUGGUCCUUGAUGGGGAAUCCACCAUGGGGCGCAGGAAAAAGAAGAAGAAAGAGCCCCGCCCAGAAUCUAUCAUCAUCUACCGGUCAGAGAGUGAGACCCUGGAUGAGGAGCCUGGGGAAUCAGAAGGUGGGGAUCAGCCUAAAGAGGAGGAGGGAGAGGAUUUCCUAGACUAUCCUGUGGAUGAUGGUGUGUGGAACGUGCCCGUGGACAGCCGCUAUGUCACAUUAACUGGGACCAUCACCCGAGGAAAGAAAAAGGGGCAGAUGGUAGACAUCCACGUCACCUUGACAGAGAAGGAACUGCAGGAGCUCACCAAGCCCAAGACAUCGUCAAGGGAAACGACGCCUGGAGGCAGAGAGGCCUGCCAGCUGGGAGCGGACCGUGGGCCACACGUGGUGCUCUGGACGCUGGUCUGCCUGCCUGUGGUUUUCCUCCUCUCCUUUGUGGUCUCUUUCUACUAUGGUACCAUCACUUGGUACAAUAUCUUCCUCGUGUACAACGAGGAGAGGACCUUCUGGCACAAGAUCUCAUGUUGCCCCUGCCUUAUCCUCUUCUAUCCAGUGCUCAUCAUGGCCAUGGCCUCUUUCCUGGGCCUCUACGCGGCCGUGGUCCAGCUCUCAUGGUCCUGGGAAGCCUGGUGGCAAGCUGCCCGGGACAUGGAGAAAGGCUUCUGUGGUUGGCUAUGCAGUAAGCUGGGUCUGGAAGACUGUUCUCCCUAUAGCAUUGUGGAGUUGCUUGAAUCAGACAAUAUCUCAGGCAAUCUGUCCAACAAGGAUGCCACCCAGGAGGUAGAAACAUCCACUGUCUAAACUCCCAAUGACUUAUUUCAUUGUCUGGUCUCAGUAGCCUGUUUAUCAUCUUCCAAUUCCAGAUACUCCUUGUUUAAAAUAUUCCUCCUCUCCCCACCAUACACUGUCCUUCUGGAAAAUUUUAGCCCACACUUAUCUGUCCUGCCAUCUUGUUGGUUUCCAGGAGGGCAGGAAAUGGAAAAGCAAUUUGUGCCCAAAUAGUCCAUCUAAUGGAUAAAUUCUUCUUUGUUCCUUACCUAAGAUAACCCUUUAUCUUAGGAAGUUCAGGUGUGCAACAGUUCAGGAGCUUGAAGGUAUUCCUGGUGCCUGGAACCCAGGUUAGUAUGUGACUAAAUGUGACAGGGAGAAUAAGGAGGCUCAGGGAAGACCAAAUCCACUAAUAAGACAAUAGAUAGUGAUGGAGUGAAACAUAUAAGAAGCAGGGUUGCUACAGUGUAGCAGAAUGUAAGAAUUUGUGUGUAUCACUUAGAUUUUGAUUUAUACCUUAAAUAUAAUUGAAGUCCAAAUAUCAGUAGUUUAAACAAGACAAAAGUCUGUUCUUUACUGUACAGAAGAAGUCUGGAGGCAGACCAUCAGGGAAACUGAUGAAGUCAUCAGAGUUCCAGGCUUGCUUUUUAUUUCCCAACCCUCAUUGCCUUUAUCCUCAGCUCCCAGCGCUGACUACAUCUCCAGUCAUCCCAUGCUUCAGAAUAGAGGACAGGGCAGAGAAGAGCACAUAUACUCUCCUAAGGUAAGGAGGUUUCCCAGGAGCCCCUCUCAACACUUCUGUCUCAAUG
Molecule: messenger RNA, 1922 nt
Organism: Dama dama (fallow deer)
Lineage: Eukaryota; Metazoa; Chordata; Mammalia; Artiodactyla; Cervidae
Gene: TMEM169
Product: transmembrane protein 169
Exons: 3
Coding region: 253-1146 (297 amino acids)
Source: RefSeq, a predicted model, not a curated record